AGAGGACAGAAAGCUGCAGAGUGUUACAUAAAAGUGCCACAGUCAUAGGCUAGGAAGGAUAGGAAGACUGUGUUUUUUUUUCUUUGAAACUUUUAGCUUUCUUGAAAACUCUGAAGUGAUGGACCAAGUAAAAGUGCAACUCUUCUUGCUGAUCAUCCUGGCAUUAGGCAUAACAGCCCCAAUGGCUGAGGGAUGUAGUUGUGUCCACUCACAUUUUCAAGAUCUUUUCUGCCAUUCCCAAAUAGUGAUCCGUGCUAAGAUAAUUGGACAGAAGAUUAUAUCUCCAAGCCACAACUUAUAUGGGGAAAAGCUGAUUGAGUACAAAAUUAAAUUGAUCAAGAUGUUCAAAGGCUUUGACAAAGUUGAUACUAUUCAGUACGUCUACACCUCAGUCCAAGAAUCUUUGUGCGGUGUUAAGCUGGACGCCAAAAACAGGGGUCAAUAUUUGCUUUCAGGCUAUUUGUGGCGUGAAGGAAAAGUCGUAGUCGAGCUAUGUGGCAUCGCUGAGCGUUGGGAUAAUCUUUUGUUGGCUCAGAAAAAGAACCUCAAGUACCGAUACCAAAAAGGAUGCGAGUGCAAAAUUUCCACCUGUUCCAGACCCCGCUGCCGUGCCAUUUCUGCAAAUGAAUGUGCGUGGUUUCCUUUCAGCAGCCAAACUCUCCAGGGUGUGUGCAUGAAACGGACCAAUGGCACAUGCAACUGGUACAUAGACAAGUCUGACUCACAUACACAGCACAAUGUUGGACAAAAUGGUAUGGGAGAGACUUCCAGUGUCGUACAGGUCAGAGAACCCAAACCCACAGAAACAUUGCAAUGAGCGUUGACUUCACACAAAUUAGGUUUAUAAGAUAAACUACAACCACUAAUCCCCACCACUCAUCCUGACCUUAACCAUUCACAACUUUUCAUACCUGGCCAUAAGGUGGAUUCUUAUAAAUUUGCCCAAUUGUGACACUGUCUCUGCAUUCAAGUAGAAUAUGAUAAUUGAUGCAACCGAAGUUUCAUAAAUGGCCCUUUGAAGCUCCAAGUCAACAUAACUAUAAACUUCAGGAGCAGAUAACAGAAGAACUUACCCAUAAGGCAUUGCCAUCUACACAGUUUCUUUACCUGUUUAUAGUCAGGUAAACAGCAGGAGAAAUAGAAUACUUCAGCUUUCAAAAAUAUAACUUUAUUUUGUAAGCUAGUUAUUAAGCUAACUAUUACGCUACUUCUAAAUGGCUAGAAUCCAGUGUAUACAUAAUACAAAGAGAAGAAACUGUAUGAAACAAGAAAUUAUUAUUAUUAAUUUUUCUUGAUAUCAAGCACAUUUCUGUUGAAAAAAAAAAUAAGCUGCCUGUUACACAGUCCUCCUCAAAGUUGCACAUGGACACUUGUGCGAUGAAGACAAUACAUAUAAGAUGUGUGAACUCUAUUUGAACACAAGGCAUGUGGCUUAGUACAGUAUACGUAUGCUCCAACCUGGCUAAUCAAAAAAAAAAAAAUGUAAGAAUGCAGCAAUUCUCGUAUUGCAGUGUCUCUUACCAAUCUAUGAAAUGAAAAGUUGCACUGUUGGAUUUGAACAAUUUUGCAAACUACCUACACUAAUUUCUACUUACAUAUAGUACAGUAUUGAAUUAUCACACCCUUCUACAGAAAGGGCAAAAAAUGACCCAUACAAAUAAUCAUUACUCACAAUUAUUUGAAUUUUCCACAGAUACUAUUUACUUAUAAACUAUUUACUAACAUAAAUCAUUCUCAUAUGAACCUUUUUUUUAUCUUAAACAUCUGAAAAAAAUAUACAUCAUGUAAAAUAAAUGUAAACAGAUUGUCAUCCUUAAUAUUCCAUCCCCCUCAAAAAAAUUGUGUUAAUACAUGAACAAAAAUAUACAUGCACACAUGCAUAUACAAAUACUCAUCAGUGUGUGUAAAAAAUACUUUUUUUUUUUUUUUUUUUACAUGUGUGGCAUGUGUUGUUCAUUUCAUAUAUUCAUAUUUGCUUAUUUUCAGUAAGAGUGCCAAUCAUUCUAGAUUCCAGAUUAUAGUCAGUGAAGAAUUUCAUCUAUAUAGCAUACUUGUUUCAGCUAUGAAUAUGUCUACAUAUUUAUAAAGGCUUUUGUCAUUUCUUAAUGCUGUGGGAAUGUGUUUGAAUGCUUAUACAAUUUAAGUGUGUAGAAUUCCAAUCUUACUUCUCAUUCAUUGGAAAGAUUUUUAAUCUAAACCUCAGAUUGUCUGAUUUUACUCAAAAUAAAAUGCUUAAUAUAACAACUACAGUAUAAAUCUUUUUUAAUAUAAGUGCUGAUACAGAUUUUUAAACUAAAAAAAAAAAAAAUCAAAAACAAACAAACAAACAACUUGUUUCUCCAACUCCCCCAACUCUGGUAGCUCAUUGCCAGGACUUUUUCUGUGUACACCCCUCUCGAUGUCUAUUGCACUGUAUACGUAUUACCUGUGUUACUACAGCACUGAUGCAUUUACACUUAUUAUUUCGCUUACUGUAGAAAAAGAAAUAUAUUCUAUUUUACUGUGCCAAGAAUGUGUAAUAUCUUAUUAAAAAUCAGCCUGAUUUGCGUCUGAUUUUCAAAGCA
Pangasianodon hypophthalmus (striped catfish) is the source of this 2564-nucleotide messenger RNA. Its product is annotated as metalloproteinase inhibitor 3. Gene Ontology annotation, molecular function: metalloendopeptidase inhibitor activity; protease binding. Gene Ontology annotation, cellular component: extracellular matrix. The record is from RefSeq and is a predicted model, not a curated record. The coding region runs from base 119 to 817 and encodes 232 amino acids. Lineage: Eukaryota; Metazoa; Chordata; Actinopteri; Siluriformes; Pangasiidae. The transcript is spliced from 5 exons. Gene Ontology annotation, biological process: negative regulation of endopeptidase activity; negative regulation of membrane protein ectodomain proteolysis.